This is a messenger RNA of Mytilus californianus (California mussel), 2288 nucleotides long. Its product is annotated as neuronal acetylcholine receptor subunit alpha-6-like. Gene Ontology annotation, molecular function: transmembrane signaling receptor activity; extracellular ligand-gated monoatomic ion channel activity; neurotransmitter receptor activity. Gene Ontology annotation, cellular component: neuron projection; synapse; membrane. Bases 74 to 1297 code for a protein of 407 amino acids. Gene Ontology annotation, biological process: regulation of membrane potential; signal transduction; chemical synaptic transmission. NCBI's taxonomy places the organism in Eukaryota, Metazoa, Mollusca, Bivalvia, Mytilida, Mytilidae. The record is from RefSeq and is a predicted model, not a curated record. The transcript has a single exon.
AAAACACAAACAUUAUUGAAUACAUUAAGAUCGAUAAGUCUUUUUCUUCAUGUUUGUACAUUUAUAGUUGAAAAUGGCAAGAUUAAUACUAUCCGUAAUUUUAAUUUGGUUUUUUAACGCUUGUUCCCAAGCACAAACUGGUGACAAUAUGAAAGCUUUGAUGACAAAAUUGUUUACUACAGACGGUUAUAACAAAGAAGUACGCCCAAGUCUUAACCAGUCAGAACCCUUACGAGUGGAUUUAGACCUUUUCCUUGUAGCUGUCAAUGGUAUUGAUGAGGUUGGACAAAAGCUGAUAACAACUGGAUUUGUCGACAUAUACUGGAAAGACGAAUAUUUACAAUGGGCACCUGCUACGUAUGGAGAUUUGUCAACCAUCUAUGUAUCACAAGAUAAAAUUUGGAAACCAGAUAUAUCACUACAAAACGGAUUCAAAAAGUUAGAGGAACUAGGAAACGGUUUUAUCAAAGUGAUCAUUGAAAAAGAUGGUAUGUUGAGAUGGUCACCCUUUGAAAUAUUCGAAACAAAGUGUGAUAUUAACAUUGAAAAAUUUCCAUUCGAUGAACAAACUUGUGACAUUAUUUUUGUUGUAUGGUCAUACAGUAUUUCCGAGGUAAAAAUUUCAAAAGGAUCGAAAGGAAUAAAUUUUUACAAUUUCAAAGGUAAUGGGGAAUGGAAAGUUGUGUCGACUUCAGCCACCGUAGAUUCAUCUGCAGAAACAAGAGUCAAGUUUUCCCUUACUGUACGCAGAAUUCCUACAUUUUAUUUGAUAAAUGUUAUCGCACCUAUUGUAUUAUUGGCUGUAUUAAACAUAUUUACAUUUGCACUACCAGUAGACUGUGGUGAGAAGAUGAGUUACUCUAUUACUGUGUUUCUGUCGUUUGCCGUAUUUUUGUCAAUUGUCAGUUCAACGCUACCAAAAACCGCGGGGUCUAUUUUGGAAUUUUACUUAAUGUUUCAACUUGGAAUGGGAACUAUCGUUGUUAUUGUCACUGCUGUGGAACUCCGAUUACACUUCCGAGCAAAGCCUGUCCCUAAAUGGCUACAAGUUGUCUUUACUCUAUCGUUCAUUAAAUACAUGCGAAGUAAAAAGAAUGUUGGAUGUUCUGACGUCAAUACUCAAAAUGAUAGUGCUACCAUGAAUGGUGAAGUCAUUAAGACGGAACGAACCCACACCGACUCUACAGAAUUGACUUGGCCAGAUAUAAUUGCAAGAGUUGACAUGAUUCUAUUUUGGGUUUUAUUAGUUACAGUCAUUAUCAUGACAUUAAUUAUAUAUCUUCUGCUAACUAAUUAGUUAGAUGUUAUAUUUUUCGUUUUAGCGAAGUUGCAUUAUCUUUGUGGUUUUAUAACUUUUCUAUUACACUAAAAUGUUAGAGGAGCACACUUUUUUAUCGAUAAGACUAGAAUUCAUGACAUUCCAUUAUAUUUAGACUGUGCCAUGGUGGGUAAUGUAUGCAUAGCAGGAAUCGCUUACGCUGUCGACGAACAAAAUCUCGAUCUGUUUGGAGUUCGUGUGAUUCCCUAAGUUUUUAUUUUUGGGUGGUAAACUAGUAUUCCGUAUGGAUUUAUGAGCUUUGAGCAUUGUACAGUUGUCUCUUAUUUACAUUGACAAGACAACCUACUUAGAAAGAAUUAACAUAAUAUGAUUAAAAUAUGACUAUUGUAAGUCUUCCAAACUAUCUUGGCAUAAGGAAUACGGAAAAAACGUUCUAUAGGGUGUAAUUUUAAUUGCUGAUGAGAAGAGUGAAACCUUUUGCUGAAAUUUUGUUCGGAAUGACCAUCCGGCAAAGGGAGUGUGUUGAGGAAAAUAUAUCAUUUCAUGUUGAUAAAGGAAAAUAUAUUUUGAAAACUCAGCGUGUUUUUAUAUUCAAUUAAAGAUUAUUGAUUUGAAGUACCGGGGUUGACCUCUGAGGUAAGAGCGUUUAACUUAAGUAAGUUCAUUUGAGUUCUCUAAGGGAAGGUAAUAUGUUGCAGUCGAUGCUUCUUGUCAAGAUGAAUAAGAAUAUAUGUUGUUUAAGGGUGGGGAUCUCUGUGGUUUAUGAACUUUUUUUAACUAUAUUGAAGAGGGGACGGGAUCACAUUCGUUGGUAACUGUUCAAUAUAUUUCAAACACUUUUUGUCAAAAGGGUUAGAAUCAUAUAUCUAUGAUAUAUAUAAUUGGUACUAGUUUAUAAAAAAAAAAAAUUAAAAACUUUUUUUUUAAUAAGACAAUGAAGUAAGUCGUCCCUUCUUUAUGUCCAAAAUAGAAAUACCCUUCACUUGAUCUCACCCGUAUCAAUGAAGAA